UUUGACCAGCAGGCGGCGCAGCCCGCAGGAGGGCGGACCCACAGUGUGAAUGGGGUGAGGGUUGUGAGGAGAACUGGGAGUGUCCGUGGAAAUGUGGUUCGAGCGGAGGCGGCAGCGGCGCACCUGGGGAAUUACAAAAACAAGCAACCCUGGUUUUCCUUUUUGAAUUAAAUAAAACGGAAGAGUCCCGGCGAACUUCAUGCACACAGUCCCAACUGCGGAAUAUUGAGCAUGUACACGACGGAGCGCAGGCGAAUGAGCCUGCGCGAGGGGAGGAGGACGGAUCCAGUUUGGGUGUCUGCUGGAAGUUUGUGGCAUGACUCUGCGGUGUCGGAGCUGGGCGCCUGCAGCGGCUCGGGUAAGCAGGUUGUGUCUCCGCGGAGCCGCACCAGACCCGUGUCGGUGGCUUACAUUGUCAACGAGGACGCGUCUGUCCCGCAGACGGAGGAGAACUUAUCCCUGAAAUGUCUGAAGGAAGCCUGCGCGGACGCACACGCCACUUUAAAAACUUUCUCUUUCGAGACCGUUUCCCUGGGAACCACGGACAUCCUGGAUAGUUUCUACAACGCAGAUGUAGCGGUGGUGCAGAUGAGCGACACCUUCUGCCAGCCUUCCCUCUUCUACCACCUGGGAGUGCGGGAGAGUUUCUGUAUGACUAAUAACAUCAUUCUGUAUUGCUACAAGCAGGAUGGGGAUCUGCAGGCUCUUAAGGAGCAGUGUGGGAGUUACACCUUCAUCCCUUACAUGGUGUCACCUCAAGGCAAACUGAUUGCCUGGGACUCAACAAUCAUGACCUGCAUCAAAGAGUGGAUGCAGCCCAGUCUCAAGCUGGAGCCACUUCUUACCCCACUAGUGGAGAGGCUGGUGCACCUGCUGAACAACGUGCACAUCCAGUCCAGUGAAUAUUUCCGGGAAUCAAUCCGGCAUGAGAUUCGGAUUGCACGGGAGCGGUUCAGCGGCCCCGCCUUGAGUGAAGAGUUGGGUCGGAUCCAGCAGCGUUUGGACAGCGUAGAUCUGCUCACUCCUGAUAUCAUCUUGAACCUGUUGUUGUCCUACAGGGACAUUCAGGACUAUGACGCCAUGAUCAAACUGGUGGAAACUCUGAACAACCUGCCAAUGUGCAUGGUAGCAAGGCAUCAGAAUAUCAAGUUUCACUACAUAUUUGCUUUAAACAGGAGAAAUCACCCCGGAGAUCGUGCUAAGGCCUUGCAAGAAAUCCUACCGAUUGUGGAGUCGGGGAACAAUGUGGCGUCGGAUGUGUACUGCUUGUGUGGUCGUAUCUACAAAGACAUGUUCAUGAGCUCCAUGUUCACCGACGUGCCCAGCAGAGACCGGGCCUGCUUUUGGUAUGGAAAAGCUUUUGAGAUGGAACCGACUCUUCACUCAGGCAUCAACAGCGUGGUUCUCCUCAUGGCUGCUGGACACGAGUUUGAGACUUCAAUAGAGCUGCGCAAAAUAGGGGUGACCAUCAGCACGCUGCUUGGUAGAAAAGGUAGUUUGGAGAAGAUGACACACUACUGGGAUGUUGGUUUCUAUCUUGGAGCAAACAUACUUGUAAAAGAAUACAGGAAAGUCAUUGAGGCAUCUGAGAAACUCUACAGACUGAAAGCUCCAGUUUGGUUUGUGUGUUCCCUUAUGGAGACAUACAUCUUGUAUCGUCAGUUUGCCAAGCUGCCUGAGACAAGAUCUCCCAAACAGGACACUGUGGACUUCUGGAUGGAGUUGCUUUUGCAGAGUUCAAAGCCCACUAUCUCAACCGACUGCUAUCCAGUCCUCAUCCUAGAGCCCAGUAAACUCUUCCAACCAGCGAUUGUGAGCGUGAGCAAAGAGGACGAGAGUCGCACCGUUCACCUGAAACAUGUCACAUCUGUAAAGAAAGGCUUACAUCAGUGGACCUUCCCGGCAUCUGCCAUUCGAGGAGUGAGUGCGUCAAAGAUUGACGAGCGGAGCUGCUUCCUCUAUGUUCACUACAAUUCAGACGACUUCCAGCUUUGCUUCCCGUCUGAGACUCACUGUAAGAGCUUCUGUGAGCUGGUGAACUCUCUGAUCCAGCUGGCUGAAAACCCCUCCCAGAACCGGGAACAUCUGUCUGGGGGAGUACUUGAGUUUGUUUAUGAGACCAAUGAAAACGGUGACAAGGUGGUCCUCGGGAAAGGGACAUAUGGCGUUGUGUAUGCCGGAAGGGAUUUAAGCAACCAAGUCCGUAUUGCCAUCAAGGAGAUUCCUGAGAAAGACAGCACGUAUUCUCAGCCUCUCCAUGAAGAGAUUGCCCUGCACAAGAGACUCAAACACAGGAAUAUUGUCCAGUACCUGGGUUCAGUCAGUCAGGAUGGGUUCAUCAAGAUCUUCAUGGAAGAAGUACCAGGAGGAAGUUUGUCAUCUCUUCUGCGCUCCAAAUGGGGUCCUCUGAAGGACAAUGAACCCACCAUCAUCUUCUACACCAAGCAGGUCCUUGAAGGUCUGAAAUACCUUCAUGACAACCAGAUCGUCCACAGAGACAUUAAGGGGGACAAUGUGCUGAUCAAUACCUACAGCGGAGUGUUGAAGAUCUCCGACUUUGGAACCUCUAAACGCUUAGCGGGGAUUAACCCCUGCACAGAGACAUUUGCAGGAACGCUUCAGUACAUGGCCCCAGAGAUUAUAGAUCAAGGACCUCGCGGUUAUGGAAAGCCAGCAGAUAUCUGGUCCCUGGGGUGCACAAUCAUAGAAAUGGCCACAGGCAAAACACCGUUCCACGAGCUGGGAAGUCCUCAGGCAGCCAUGUUCAAGGUGGGCAUGUUCAAGAUCCACCCCAAAGUUCCUGAGUGUAUGUCCGAUGAGGCCAAAGGCUUCAUCAUGAGCUGUUUCGAGCCAAACCCAGACAACAGAGCCACGGCGGCAGAGCUGUUGAUGGACACCUUCCUCAAGUCUCCAGGCAAAAAGAAACUGAAAGUUCUUCAGAAAUUAGAGAGUGAUGAUUCCAUUAAUUCUGCAGACUAUCAGCGCAGCUUGUCUGUGCCCAUUUCUAUCCUGGUCGAGGACACGGAUUCCUACUCCGGCUCGGUUGACAUGCCUUCCUCUCUGGACCUGAGAAAACACAAGUCUGUCUUCCAAGCAAAUGAGAUCUCAGAGAGUCCACCCAGCACCAGCGGCUUCUUGUUAAAACCUAAUGGCUCUUCAGUAGACAUGAGCAGUCCAGCUUCAUCGGAGGAGAAUAUCGGUCUCUUUAUGCUGAGAAAGGACAGUGAAAGGAGAGCAACGCUGCACAGAAUUCUCACAGAUUCACUAAAUCAUGUUGUCUCUAAUAUACAACAGUCUCUGCCUCAGUGUGAUGACAGAUGCCUUACUGCUGAUCACAUCAUCAAACUUGUCACUUGCUUGCGAGACAACAUCCGCUCCCCUAACCGACAGCAGCUGACCAGAGGCCUCCUGGAGCUUCGCUCAACCCUGUUAGCGUCAGGAAUACCUGUGAAUAACCUGCAGGUGGUGCUUUUUAACUUCCAGGAUGCAGUGAAGAAGGUGCUGAAGCAGCAACAGGUAAAACCUCACUGGAUGUUUGCUCUGGACAACCUGCUGAGACAAGCAGUGCAGGAUGCCAUAACUGUCCUACUGCCAGAACUGAAGAUUCAACUGCAGUCCUCAUUUGAAUUCGAGGACACCCCCCUGGAGGGCCAGCCUGCUGACCCAGACACACCUGUAGUUCUUGCUCCUGACCAGCUGGGGGAGCCAGCAGACACUCUACGGGCAGCAACCAAGAAAGAAAACCUGCUCACCGUCGACCUCAGCUCCCCCACUCAUAUCAUUCUCGACGGCAACUGUACUCUCAGUGAGAAACUGAGAGAUCUGAGGAUCGAGACCAGGAGGUUGCUGAGUCAGCUGUCUGAGAAGGAGCAAGAGUACCAGAUGCUGCUAAGAAACUCAAUGAGGAGGAAACGGCAACAUAUAGAUGCGCUGAGGAAGGAGACUGUCGCUGAGGAUAAGGAGCUGGCCUCACGCAAGAACUCCAAGCCAGAAACAAAGGCUUUGGUCCGCUGGCUGAAAUCCAUCCAAGUGGAUCAAGACACUAUUGAUAAGUUGCUGGCUCAUGAGUUCACCUUGGACUGUCUUCUGUUCAUGGCCUGCAGGGAGGACCUGGGUUACUGUGGAUUAAGAGGCGGCAUGCUGUGCCGACUAUGGGCUGCUAUCACAGCCCACCGGAAGACUCAUCUUAGCACUCACAACGAGAUGUGCGAGGACACUCUUCUGUGAUCGCUCCUGAUUAGAUCACUGGAGGAUGUGACCCGUUGGUCAGGAGGAGCAUGACAAGAAAGCUGCUAACAUUUCCUAGAGUUGGUGAAAAGCAAAAUGGGCUUUGGUUGCUUUGUUUAACUGUGAAUGUUUUUUUUUUUUAGAAAAUCUCCCGAUUUUUGUUUUUCUCUAAAAUAUAAUCAGAGUUUUUUUUUUAAUUAAGUUCUCAGGGCUGUUGUAUUUGGACACACUGUGUCUCCGCACAAACUUAACUACCACCUAAUAUAGCAAAAAUUGUCAUCUUUGUUCAUUUAUAAAUGAACUGUAAAUAAUCUGUUGCUUUUAACAUUAUUGUUAAAUAAUUUACUAAAACAACUUUUUAGCAACAAUUUUUAGUUGUAUUAAUGCAUUAAAAUGUUUUUUUUUAAUAGGCAGUGUUAGGUAUAAAAAAAGGACUCUGGUUUUAUGUCUUUUGUUAUUUUAAAUCAUUUGGAUAUAAUGUUUUCAUUGCUGGCCAACAUCCAAAUGAUUAUUUAUAGAUAUCUAUUAGUGAUGCUGUUCACUGUGCUCCACAGAAAACUAAGGAUCUAACUUAUUAAGAAUACUUUUAAAUACAUGCCACUUUCUUUCAAGGGAAAAUAAAGAAGACUAAUUUCUAUCACAUAUCCUGUUCAGGUAUAUUUGCACAAUAUAGAGGAAAUAUUUCAUUUAUUAUCUGUAUGAAGGUUUUUUUACUGAAAUGUUUUUUUCCGGAAAAGCUGACGGAUGAGGGAUAAGCGUUAAAAGUAGUUAUAUUACACGUGUCUUGUGUUUUCCAAAUGUUGAAAUCUUCAUAGAAACACCAGUGUAUUUUUGUCUUGGGGUACUCCACAUGUCUGUAUGAGGACAGUAACAAUUGAUUGACAUUUCAUGAUGCCUGAUUUUUAGUGUUAUUGUUUUAACCAAUGAAAAUUAAUUAAAACAAUGUUUCGAAUCUGUCCUGAAAGCAGAGAUCAUGUACUUUUUAUAGUGUGUCAAUACUGCAUUGUGCUCCUAUUAGUUGUGGUUUUGACCGGAAGGCUGCACAAUAGUGUGGCUUUAUAAACUUUGUUGAGAUGCUGACUUUAACAGAAGGGAUAAUGCUCAUUCAAAAAUAAAAUCUCUUCAGUGUUAUUAACAGAAAAUAUUUUUAUGUGUUGCUUCCAGACAUAUAGGGACCUUCUUGUUUGAAAUUUAAUCAUUUUACCGCUCACAAAGAAAGUACUUUACAGCUUGUUUUUGUAAGACUAAUGUAUCAGACACAAGUGGCUGAGAAUCUAUUGAUCUGGGUCAGGAGGUUGUAAAUUCAUCUAAUGUUAAAUGUUGUUAAGAUGAGUCAAGGAGGGGAAAAGGGGACCAACUCAGGAUCACUUGAGAUAAAUUGUUAGCUGUGUAAAAAAGUUUGCACUUCUCACAUGAUUGCAUGGGAUGUACAAAGCUCUACAAAAUUGGUGUUAAAUUUGCAUUCAUCAGAGGUUUGCUAUAGUAAUUUAGCCUGAUUUAUGAUGGGCUUUAUCCUUCCCAGCAUCACAAGGUUAAAGAAAACAGUUCUCUCUUACCUCAUGAUUUUCCUCCCUUGAUCAAUGAAGCUGUGGAAGUGUGAAUGUGGCCCAAUAAAGUUCAGCAUCUUU
This is a messenger RNA of Oryzias latipes (Japanese medaka), 5855 nucleotides long. Its product is annotated as mitogen-activated protein kinase kinase kinase 5. Gene Ontology annotation, molecular function: ATP binding; MAP kinase kinase kinase activity. Gene Ontology annotation, biological process: MAPK cascade; cellular response to stress; protein phosphorylation. NCBI's taxonomy places the organism in Eukaryota, Metazoa, Chordata, Actinopteri, Beloniformes, Adrianichthyidae. The record is from RefSeq and is a predicted model, not a curated record.